GAGCACUAUGGACAGCAGCAACUCAAGCAAAAUGAACCAGACAUAUACUGAUUAUGUUUCUGACCAUGUCUACAAAAAUGUUUGUCAGAAUUGUUUUAAUGAGCUGAGGAAUUUUAUGAGAGUGAUUUCUCUGGUCUUCUACUACCUGACCUUGAUCCUCGGCGUUCCUGGAAAUGCAUUUGUCGUGUAUGUUGCUGGAUUGAAGAUGAAGAGGACUGUUAAUACAGUAGGGUUUCUCAAUCUAGCAAUUGCUGACCUCUUGUGCUGCCUUUCCACUCUUUUCUUUGUGACCAAGAGUGCUUUUGAUAAUCCCUGGCCGUACGGAUACAUAAUGUGCAAGAUUCUCCCCUUCAUUAUGCUCAUCACCAUGUUUGCCAGCGUUUUCACCUUGAACUUGAUUAGUCUGGAUCGGUUUGUUCAGGUGAUGACACCGGUUUGGGCUCAGAAUCAUCGCAGCUUGUUCAUCGCACGACUGUCCUGUGCAGCGGCUUGGAUUCUGGCUUCAAUUCUCAGUCUGCCUUUUAUGAUGUUAAGAGAGACUUACACAGAAAAUAACAAAACAUACUGCCUGCAUUAUCAACCUGAUGACGACAGUUAUAAAUUGUAUGGAAGAUUAAGCAUCAUCAGAUUUGUGUUUGGCUUUUUGGUUCCUCUCAUAUGCAUCACAACAUGCUACGGAUUCAUCGCACGCAAGUUAGGCAGGAGUCAUUUUCACUCUGGACGAGCAUUUCGCAUCAUGUUGGCUGUAAUCGUGGCCUUUUUUCUGUGCUGGCUGCCGUAUCACAUAGUGCAUUUGACAAUAAUGUACGGAGAGGAAUCCAGUUCAUUGGUGGCUGAGGCAGUGGAUCCAUUGUCUGUCUCUUUGGCAGUUUUCAACAGCUGUCUGAACCCCGUUCUGUAUGUUUUCAUGGGGCAGAAUUUUAAGAGCAAUGUUAAACUUUCUCUAAGACGUGUUUUUGAAAGAGUUUUCUCUGAGGAGGGAACACAAGCGUCACGAUCCACACAGCCACAAUACACACACUCAGUGUAGUGAAGAUAUCAGCUCAUUUAUACUGAGUUUUCUGAUAAAUUUUUAAUACUAUUCUAAUAAUGUUCUAAUUAUUUAUUUUCUAAAUUCAUCAACUCUGAAUCAGCAAGUCAUCUAACUCUUAUUCAUCAUUCCUGUGUUUUUUUCCCUCUCUAUUGUUGAUGUAUUUUCAGUGAUUGGUGAUUUACAUCACAGUGAUGGAGUACUGAUGCUUGAUUAACUCUUUUGGUUGCUAUCAGCUUGGAAAAAGCUUGUAAUAUUUCAGUAAUAAUGACAUGUGGUUUCUAUGCUGAAUUCAUGAAGAAAAAUUAAAAAUGUAAUU
Messenger RNA from Cyprinus carpio (common carp), 1349 nucleotides. Its product is annotated as C3a anaphylatoxin chemotactic receptor-like. The record is from RefSeq and is a predicted model, not a curated record. Gene Ontology annotation, cellular component: plasma membrane. Lineage: Eukaryota; Metazoa; Chordata; Actinopteri; Cypriniformes; Cyprinidae. Gene Ontology annotation, molecular function: complement component C5a receptor activity; G protein-coupled receptor activity. Gene Ontology annotation, biological process: complement receptor mediated signaling pathway; positive regulation of cytosolic calcium ion concentration; phospholipase C-activating G protein-coupled receptor signaling pathway.